AUGUAUGAUCUGGGCACGAUUAUAUUGAAAUAUUCUCCCAUCCUGUAUCGUCGUAUGAAUAAUAUCAAGACACAUGUUAUAUUGGCGGCUAUAAUGGCCCUUAUGUCGAUGGCAGCGGCGGGAGGUGGAGGCCGAUAUGGGGGCGGUGGUGGAGGAGGUGGUGGUGGAGGUGGUAGUGGAGGCCAUGGAGGCGGCGGAUUCGGAGGAGGUGGAUUUGGCGGUAGUAGCGGCGGAGGCGGUGGCGGUGGAUACGGCGGAGGCAACAGAGGAGGAAGCGGCAGUGGAAGCUUCUCGAGUGGAAGCGGCGGCGGCGGCCGCGGCUACGGAGGUGGAAGCGGAGGAGGUUUUAGUGGAGGAAGUGGAGGUGGUUUCGGGGGUAGUCAUGGAGGUGGAAGCGGAGGUGGAUUUGGAGGCGGAAGCGGAGGCAGCAGCGGAUAUGGAGGAUAA
Penaeus chinensis is the source of this 447-nucleotide messenger RNA. RefSeq names its product acanthoscurrin-1-like. The record is from RefSeq and is a predicted model, not a curated record. The transcript has 2 exons. The coding region runs from base 1 to 447 and encodes 148 amino acids. Lineage: Eukaryota; Metazoa; Arthropoda; Malacostraca; Decapoda; Penaeidae.